Molecule: messenger RNA, 1365 nt
Organism: Durusdinium trenchii
Lineage: Eukaryota; Dinophyceae; Suessiales; Symbiodiniaceae
Source: the annotation of a GenBank genome assembly
AGUUUUUAUGCUCAAACAUUGGCUUCUCACGGAGGCUGCUGGCAAGGCUUGCCAUGUCGGUGUCCCACACUUUUUCUUUGACCUCAGCUUCAUCUCGCGGUUCAUCCGCGAUCGAAGAGAAUUACUCAGUCGUCAAGCGAAUUGGUUCGGGAGCCUUUGCAGACGUGAAAGAGGUGAAGCAGAAGAACGCGAAGAAACACUUUGCGUGGAAGCAGGUCUCCUUGGAGAAGGACCCUCACUGUGCAAAUGAGGCAGAAAUACUCAGUGGGUUGAAGCAUCAGGGCAUUGUUGAGAUCAUUGACUUCUUCUCCAAGGAUGGCGUUAUCGACAUGCUGCUUGAACUAUGUACCAAGGGGAGCAUGAGCCAGUACAUCGACAAACACUAUGAAAGUCUUCCAUUCACUCCCCACAAGGUCUACAUGCCACCUGACUCCAUUGCUGUCAAGAGCGCCAUGCAGCAGCUCCUGAAUGCGGUGAAAUAUCUCCACGAGAACUGUGUGGCACAUCGAGACAUCAAGCCCUGCAAUGUACUCUUGUCCUCAGGCAGACAGUGGAAGUUGGCAGACUUCAAUCUCGCGGGGAGGUUCCAACCCGGUGGUUACAUGGCAGACCAUGUGGGCACCAGGCCUUUCAAGGCACCGGAGGUCAAGACCAAGUGCUACACCGAGAAGUGCGACGUUUACAGCAUGGGCAUCCUCUUCAUCAACCUGGUGACAGGAAAGCACUACUGGCAGCUGAGCGAGCAUGGAGAGACAGCGGAGGCCCCACACACACCUCCCCCGCCCGAAGACCUUCUUGAUGAGAAGACCUGGCGUGGCACGGAGUUCAGAAUGCAGGGCUUGGACUUCGCCAAGGAGAUGAUCCAAAGCCCCGAAGCACAGCGCCUCUCAGCAGAGGAAGCCUUGGAGAGCUUCUGGCUGAGGGGCAAACAAAACGGCUGUUGCACGAUCAACUGAGCGGCAGGUGGUUGAGAUGCUGAGAUGGGUGUCAAAGAAUGGAGAAGCCACAAAUGCUUGUGGUCCGGUCAAUUUGAGAGUGGCGAGCAGUUGUCGUUCAAAUCUGUCGUUGGUCACGUCGUUGGUUUCUGAGGGUGUUGAAUUGAUUGGAACCACAUUCCUUGUAAGUCAGCACAUGUGCCCCGGAGGGGCGUGUGUCACGUGGAACACAAGUGGGUGACGAGAGUUCCGGUGCCGCGAAACGCCCGGUGUGGUGGAACCACUGCUCUCGCCUUCCAGCAGUUCAGCAUGUCAGCGGAACAUGCGUUUUCCAACCAUGGGACAAGCCCGGCCGGGUUGCCGUUUUUGGGCGGGUUGCUUUUGACAAGAAUAUGAGAGAGUCCGUCAGCCAAGGAUCAAAUGGACCAAA